GACCCCAAAGCAACUUCUGGAAUCUUUUGAACCCAAGUUACAACGUAGAGGACAACAUUGCCUUGAGUAAGUGCAUGCCGUGGUGGCUCUCAGAAUGGUGUUGCCACCACCAGACAAGCGGCAUGUGUGUCUUACCACCUUUGUCAUUAUGACUAGUAUGGCCUUCAUGGAUGCCUACCUGGUGGAGCAGAACCAGGGUCCACGAAAGAUUGGCGUCUGCAUAAUUGUCCUAGUAGGAGAUGUCUGCUUUCUCAUAGUCCUCCGCUAUGUGGCGGUUUGGGUGGGAGCGGAGGUGCGGACAGCUCGGCGUGGCUAUGCCAUGAUCCUUUGGUUCCUCUAUAUCUUUGUGCUGGAGAUCAAGCUUUACUUUGUCUUCCAGAACUGUAAGGCAGACCGCAAAAGUUUGGAAACAGUUGCCCGGAAGGCUUUGACUCUGUUGUUGUCCAUCUGUGUGCCAGGUCUUUACCUGGUUCUGGUGGCCCUGGACAACAUGGAAUACGUUCGUACCUUUAGGAGAAAGGAGGACAUGAGGGGUAGGCUCUUUUGGGUGGCUUUGGACUUGCUCGAUCUUUUGGACAUGCAAGCAAACCUUUGGGAACCCCAGCGGACGGGUUUGCCAAUAUGGGCAGAAGGUUUGAUGUUCUUCUACUGCUACAUUUUGUUGCUGAUUCUUCCUUGUGUAUCCUUGAGUGAGAUUAGUGUACAGGGCGACCAGGUGUCUCCCCAGAAAAUGAUGCUUUAUCCUCUCCUCAGUCUAGUCACAAUCAACAUUGUGACAAUCCUUAUACGCGGCGUCAACAUGGUGCUCUUUCAGGACAGCCGGGUUUCCUCCAUCUUCGUCGGCAAGAACGUGGUGGCGAUCGCAACCAAGGCAUGUACCUUCCUCGAGUAUCGAAGGCAGUUGCGGGAAUUCCCCACUCGGGAGAAUGCAAUGGGCAUUCCCAUGGAAGUCCAGCAGAACUCUGUGGGACAUGGAAAAGCUUUACCAAACACUACAAGCAUCCCACACGAACCUACUCCAGGGCGAGAGAUUAUGGAUACAUGACCAAGGAACCAAAGUUAACCCAUUAACCAAGGCUUCCAUUUAUCAAACUUGGAACAAACAAGGAGCAUUCAAACUUCUAGAUAUAAACUGAGACCUGAUGAACUGCUAUGGGGAAAUUUGAUAAAGAUUAAAAGUUUUACCAUUAUGGGUGCUCCUUCCUGAAAUGGACCAAAUCAAAUGACAGACAUAUCAGCUAAGAAUGAGCUGAAUUGUUCACGGGAAAACAUUCAGUGUUUUAUAAUUAGUUUUCCCUAACUAAGCUACAGUUGACAAUGACAAACCUUGUUAAGAACCAAGUGUUUUUUCUUUUUUUCUUAUAGUAGCAAAACUGCAGUGGUGCAAAUUAUAUUUGAGACCAAACAUCAGAUAUUUGCCUUACUUAAAGGAAAAGUUAUCCCACAAAAUGACAUUUCUGUCAUCAUUUACUCACUCCCAUGUUGUUCGUAUAUGAAUUUCUUUCUUCUGUGGAACACAAAUGGAGAUGUAAGGCAAAUUAGGUAGAAUGUUAGCCUCGGGCCAUGUCCACACUAGUCCAUUUUUGCUUGAAAACGCAACGAUUUUGCUACAUUUACGCCUCUUAUCCACACUGGAGCGUCGUUUUCUUCAUACCGAAAACAGAGACUUUCCAUAACCACAUACUUUGAAAAUUAAUGACGUUAGGAAACUGAAAACUGAGUUUAGUGUGUACGUAGCCUCAGUCACUUUCACUUUCAUUGUAUGGAAAAAGAUGCAAUAAAAAGUAAAUGGUGACUGAGGCUUUUUGACAAGUUUGAAAUACAUGAUGAGGGAACUGAUGACAGAAUUUUUAAUUUUGGGUGAACUAGAGCGAUGGUAACUGUGAAGUAAGUUCUAGUCAGGUCAGGAACUGAAAUAAAGAACUAGUCAGGUAAGGUUGAUGUUUAAGACUAAAUUCAGGGGAGUAGUCCUACAUGCUUGCAGUAUGUGUUUGCAUUUGUAUUUUAUGGAGUUAUGUGUUGACAUUAAAGAAAUGAGAAUAUAUAAAAGAUCAUGGUAACUGUGUAAGAUGACCUUUAUUGAAUAUUUCGCUGUACAGUCCCUCAGAAAAAGU
Molecule: messenger RNA, 2114 nt
Organism: Myxocyprinus asiaticus (Chinese sucker)
Lineage: Eukaryota; Metazoa; Chordata; Actinopteri; Cypriniformes; Catostomidae
Product: transmembrane protein 121-like
Exons: 1
Coding region: 95-1045 (316 amino acids)
Source: RefSeq, a predicted model, not a curated record